GUUGUUUUUAUCCCAAUUUGUAUAGUAGCUGAGUCAAAGUCGUUUUAAAAUAAAGUCGUGAAAAUGUCUGUUGCUGUUGACCUGGUUAAGAAUGAGCCACAUUUACGAACAUUGAAGUUAUCUGGUCAUGUUGGAUUUGAUAGCCUUCCGGACCAAUUGGUAAACAAAAGCGUGCAAAAUGGAUUCGUUUUCAAUGUGAUGUGUAUUGGUGAAACUGGACUUGGUAAAUCAACACUUAUGGAUACACUUUUCAAUACCAGCUUCGAGUCUACGCCAAGCCCCCAUACUUUACCCAAUGUUAAAUUGAAAGCACAUACUUAUGAACUUCAAGAAAGUAACGUACGAUUAAAGCUUACCAUUUGUGACACAGUCGGCUAUGGUGACCAAAUUAAUAAGGAUGACUCGUUUAAAGCAGUAGUUGACUAUAUUGAUGACCAAUUUGAAGCUUAUUUACAAGAGGAAUUGAAGAUCAAACGCUCUUUGAUAUCAUGCCACGACAGCCGAAUUCAUGUCUGUUUAUAUUUCAUUUGCCCAACUGGUCAUGGACUUAAAUCGUUAGAUCUAGUAUGCAUGAAAAAGCUAGAUAGCAAAGUGAAUAUAAUUCCAAUUAUUGCAAAGGCCGAUACAAUAUCAAAGUCAGAGUUGAACCGUUUUAAAACAAAAAUAAUGCAGGAAUUGUCGAAUAACGGAGUGCACAUAUACCAAUUUCCUACUGACGACGAGACCGUUGCUGAAACGAAUACGACCAUGAAUACUCAUGUUCCAUUUGCUGUGGUAGGAAGUACCGAUUUUAUUAAAGUGGGAAAUAAGUUAAUUAGGGCUCGUCAAUAUCCAUGGGGUACAGUGCAAGUUGAAAAUGAAAUGCAUUGCGAUUUUGUAAAACUUCGUGAAAUGUUAAUACGAACUAACAUGGAGGAUAUGAGGGAGAAAACGCAUACACGUCACUAUGAACUUUAUAGACAAAAAAGGCUUGAGCAAAUGGGCUUUAGCGAUGUAGAUAGUGACAACAAACCAAUAUCAUUCCAACAAACAUUUGAAGCCAAACGAUCCAAUCAUUUAGCGGAAUUACAAGCUAAAGAAGAGGAAGUUAGGCAGAUGUUUGUGCAAAGGGUUAAAGAGAAGGAAGCUGAACUAAAAGAAAGUGAAAAGGAGUUGCAUGCAAAGUUUGAUAAACUCAAACGUGACCAUGCUGAAGAAAAGAGAAAGCUUGAAGAUUCCCGCAAAAAACUGGAGGAAGAUUUUGUUGAAUUUAGUCGCCGCAAAACACAGAUAUCUACAUCCCAUCAUACAUUAACUUUGGGCAAAAACAAAAAGAAGUAAACUAUUUAAGCUUGAAUAUUACCAUUGAUUUGUCAUUUUACAAAAAAUUAUGUAUCCAUUAUAAUAUCAAUACAUGCUUACACACAAACUGAA
Ceratitis capitata (Mediterranean fruit fly) is the source of this 1413-nucleotide messenger RNA. RefSeq names its product septin-2 (gene Septin2). The transcript is spliced from 5 exons. Bases 64 to 1320 code for a protein of 418 amino acids. Gene Ontology annotation, molecular function: GTP binding; molecular adaptor activity; GTPase activity. Lineage: Eukaryota; Metazoa; Arthropoda; Insecta; Diptera; Tephritidae. The record is from RefSeq and is a predicted model, not a curated record. Gene Ontology annotation, biological process: cytoskeleton-dependent cytokinesis. Gene Ontology annotation, cellular component: microtubule cytoskeleton; septin complex; cell division site.